CCAAAAGCCUGGCAGGGGUGUCGGGCUGAUAGGCUCGCCCGGAGGAAAGCGCAUUACGUAGGCAAGCGGCUCCGCUCAACUUGCCACCUGCGCCGGGAGAGCUGCCGGGGAAGCGAGAUCCUGCCGGAGCCCCUCGCCCGCCGCUGGCCGCCCACCCGCCCUCCGCCAUGGACUGCUGCAAUGAGGGAGCCUGCACAAAGCUGGACGAGGACAUCCUGGACAUCCCUUUGGACGAUCCUGAUGCCAACGCGGCAGCUGCCAAGAUCCAGGCUAGUUUCCGUGGCCAUAUGACCCGCAAGAAGAUCAAAGGGGGCGAGAUUGAUCGGAAAACCAAGGACGCCGAGUGCGCCAACAGCACCCGCGGCGGCGACCUCCGCAACGGCGACUAGGUACUUCCCAAAUCCCACUUCUUUCCCC
This is a messenger RNA of Parus major (Great Tit), 417 nucleotides long. RefSeq names its product neurogranin (gene NRGN). Gene Ontology annotation, molecular function: calmodulin binding. The coding region runs from base 168 to 389 and encodes 73 amino acids. The record is from RefSeq and is a predicted model, not a curated record. Lineage: Eukaryota; Metazoa; Chordata; Aves; Passeriformes; Paridae. The transcript has 2 exons.